AUGUUUCCCGCAAUGUCACUCAGCGCAACUGAUCGGCUGAGGAGAACCAAAUCAAGUCGCUCUAUCCGAAGAAGCCACCAGACAUCCUUCUCUGGAGAGCCAUUUGACCCGGAGAUUGCCAAGCAACAUGCAACCGUAGCGGCGUCCCUGGCUAUGCAACGCUCUACUGAGCGAUCUUCCACUGAUUCCCAACGUUCGUAUGAUCGCCUCGGUGGUCCCGGUAGCAUGGCAGUACCGCAGAGACAUAGGCCAAGCGGCGAUACGGAAAGUUCAAAAACCGGGUCGAUUGUUACCGUAUCGCGGUCCCAGCUGUCAACGGCGAGGGUCUCGGAAAAUAACAAUAAUGAUCAGCUCUCUGCUGCAGCGCUGCCGCCAAUUAGUGAGUUCGGGGGUCUAGAUGGCCGUAGAUCUUCUCUGCCGUCGUCAUACCGCCGGCUGCGCAAGUCACGAUCGAUGUUUGCUACAGGACAGCGUUAUUCUCGCAUCUCUUACGGAGUACCUUCUCGAUUGCAUGGCUAUGCGACUAUGGAUUCGUAUAGGAAUCUCAUGGCCCAGGGUAGAACGCGUUCCCUCUCGUCGUCCAUCAAAAGAGGUAUCAAGAGGGUUUUCGGACUAUCGAAAUCUGUUGCGGAGAAUAGCCAUAUACAGACAUCCCCAGUGGACCAGAAGCAGUGCCCGACCCUCCCGACAAUAUCCAACAAAGAUGGGGACUGCUCAGCUGGAAAUGAUCACAAUGCGGUUUGCCCUGAAAGGCUCGCUGACUCCAGUCAUCCUCAGACACUCCGAAAUACUCCUAGUUCUGAGAGUCUUGCAACCAGCCGUUCGCGUGUUACGAGUUGGGCCGAUUCCACGGUAGCAAAUACGAUUGUUAUGCGCAAGGCAGGCGACCAAAGCCACUUAGAUAUCAUUGACGAGCGAGACUUGAGACCGAAUCUUUCGUUGCUCACUCCGAGCAAUUCCCCUCGGGAAGAAUGUUCAUCCAUUUCAGAACCAGACGUACCGGAGCGUUCCAUUGAUGGCCAACGGCAGAGUCGUACACAGGAUACCGAAGAGAUAGUUCUUGGACAGGUCCGAGAGCAUCGUGCUGUCCCAAUGCGGGCAUCAUCCCUGCACCCUCACAGCAGUAGGCAAACUAUUCGUCGGGUUCCCAGUAAUGGUUCGAUCACAUCUCCAGGGUCAUAUGCAACAGCCCCUGGUGGGAUGCUAACCCCUCAAAAGCGCCCAGCGGUGCUCAGUAUUCAAAAUGCCCCUGAAGAUGAUUCUCGAGACAUAUUUGGUACCGAACGUCAGGGGGUGGACACUUCUAGCUCCCCUAGCAUUUACUCGCGGACAACUAGUGGUAAUUCUCCGGCCACUCAAAAUCGUAAAAGUGAAGUGAGGUCACCCGAGCCGAGAGAUGAACCAGGAGUAGCUACAAUCUAUGAAAGCCAACGGUCGGCAUAUAGCUCCCCUAAGCGGAAUGUUCGUCUCCCACCUUCUGAGAUCCAAGCACGAGCAAGUGCCGAUUGGCAGCAAUGGAUGCAGUCACAGAUGGCGAGAAUCGAAAAUCUCACACCGACAAGAGAGCAUUAUCGAGAACAUGCACAGAUAUACGACCAUGCGGCCAAUGUUCCCAGGCCGAGGAGGUUUCUAUCACGAGAAAAACAGGCCGACAGUGGCACCUUGGCGAGCGAGAUGGACAAUGCAGGCCACGAUGGCCUAUUUUCAAGUGGAGAAUUAACUUGCAAGAUUGGAACGGAAAGCAAUUUCUCUAGACCAUUCAGUCGAUCUCCGAGUAUACGCACGUUAGUGACGGUCUCGAAAGAGCAUCCCUCUAGCGCUGCUGCCUCAUUUUCGAUUCCUAUAUCGGUCUCUCCAAACACUGGCGACCAGUCUUCCUCUGUUGAUCGGACCCGCGUUCGGGUUGACCAGAAUACAUUGUCGCCCAUGCAGUACAGGCCGAUAAACAGACCCUGGAUGCCUGAUUCCCCCACGCCCAAGAGAGGAGCCAGGGAGAUGUCCCAAAGAUUGACCCUGAGUGGAAAGUGUGGUAGAUCCUCCGCCAAAUGGUCCCCAGCCCAGGAUAUAAGAGUCGCCCCGAUUCGAUCCGGUCGUCAUCGUGAUAGCAUCAGGCUUACCAAUGAAAACUUAAGGACUAAUAACGGACAUGGCAACAGCAAGGAGCCAUAUAUUUUAUCCCAGGACAGCUACACGCCCAUAUCAAGCAAACGCAUGGUGGAAAUGUUUCUCAGCAGCCGGCGUCAACAAAUGGGCACGGAGAUGUCCGACGACAGUGCUCCAGAUGGAGCGUUUUUGUAG
Aspergillus alliaceus is the source of this 2298-nucleotide messenger RNA. RefSeq lists its product as uncharacterized. The transcript has 3 exons. Bases 1 to 2298 code for a protein of 765 amino acids. The record is from RefSeq and is a predicted model, not a curated record. NCBI's taxonomy places the organism in Eukaryota, Fungi, Ascomycota, Eurotiomycetes, Eurotiales, Aspergillaceae.